UUUGGAAAAAUUGUUCGACAAAUUACUGAUGAUGCCAAUGAACAGCCAAUUAAUUUGCGUGUUUGUGAAACGGAAUCAGAUUUCCAUGACAAUUUGGAAUAAGUUGUCCUUUUCUCUACAUGGCGAUUAUAUUUGAACAGUAUUUUCAGGUAUUUUCGGCACCUUCUACCAUUCAUCCAUUUUGAUUUCAAUUGGUUUGGUCGGCGGGUGGUGAAUAUUGGAAGCCAUAUUAAAUGCGCAGGGGGACUAUACACGGUUGAUGUGCACUGAGGUGGAUUAAUUUUCGUACAAAAUUAAUGUAUACCUGCUACUAACAGAACGUCAGCAACUAUUUGUUGAUCAGUGGGCCGGCCGCGGCGGGACGCAGUGAGGUGGCGGAGGCCCGGUGACGCUGCCAGCUGAGCGGCACUGCCCCUCUCCUGAGGUGCUGGUGGUCUGAGAGGUCGGGCGGACCGACGAGCUCCGCCGGCCGCCUGCCAUGCUGCUCUGGCGGCUGACCAUCCGCGGCGGCCCGCUGUGCCGGCGGGCGCGCCUGACCUGGCCAGCGCCCCACACAGGUCUGCUUGCCAGCCCUCCCCUAGUCCGUGGCUGCUUUCACCCAGGAGCCUCGACGCUCUCGCAAGAGAGCCUCGGUCCUCUGCAGGGACCGGAUGUCUCCUCCUCACAAAUGGUCAAAACUAUGCUCGGAUACGUCUGGCCGAAGGACGACAAGGAGAGCCGGCGCCGAGUGGUGGCCGCCGUCGGUCUACUAGCCGGCGCCAAACUGCUAAACGUCCAGGUGCCGUUCAUAUUCAAAUCGCUGGUGGACUACCUGAACACGCACACGGGAGAGAUGCUGACGCUGGCCGAGCCGGUCAGCACAGUGACCACCUACGCCACGGCGCUGGUGAUCGGAUACGGUCUGGCGCGCGCCGGAGCGGCCGCCGGUAACGAGCUGCGUAACGCCGUGUUUGCCACCGUGGCGCAGCGCUCCAUCAGGAAGGUGGCCAAGAACGUGUUCCUGCACCUGCACGAGCUCGACCUGAGCUUCCACCUGAGCCGGCAGACGGGAGCGCUCUCCAAGGCGAUCGACCGAGGCAGCCGGGGCAUCAACUUCGCCCUCUCGGCGCUGGUGUUUAACGUGGUGCCCACCAUUUUCGAAGUCAGUCUCGUCAGCGGCAUACUGUGGUACAGCUGCGGGCCGGCGUUUGCCGGUGUGACGCUGUCGUGUAUCGCUGCGUACACGGCUCUCACUCUGGGAAUCACCCAGUGGCGCACCAAGUUCCGAGUUCAGAUGAACAAAGCCGACAACGAGGCCGGCAACAAGGCCGUCGACUCGCUCAUCAAUUACGAGACCGUUAAGUACUUCAACAACGAGAAGUACGAGGCAGACCAGUACGACGCCGUACUGGCCAAGUACGAGCACGCCUCGCUCAAGACAACCACUUCUCUGGCGCUGCUCAACUUCUCGCAGAACGCCAUCUUCAGCACAGCGCUGGCAGCCAUCAUGGUGCUGGCGAGUCGAGAGAUCGUUAACGGUAACAUGUCGGUGGGUGACCUGGUGAUGGUGAACGGCCUGCUCUUCCAACUCUCCAUCCCGCUGAACUUCCUCGGCUCGGUAUACAGGGAGAUCCGCCAGGCUCUGAUCGACAUGAAGGCCAUGUUCACACUGCUCAACGUGCAGCCCAAAGUCCAGAACAAGCUGCAGGCCCCGGCUUUGUCUGUCACUCCGGAGACGGCGUCGAUCGCGUUCGACAACGUGUCGUUCCGCUACCUGAACGACCAGUCGAUCCUGCGGGACCUGAGCUUCAGCGUGGAGCCGGGACACAAGGUGGCGCUGGUCGGCGGAUCCGGAUCCGGGAAGUCGACCGUGAUCCGCCUUCUGUACCGGUUCUUCGAGCCCCGCUCUGGAUCGAUCUCCAUCAACGGCCAGAAUAUUCAGGACGUGGAUCUCGAGUCACUGCGGAAAUCCAUCGCUGUCGUACCGCAGGACUCUGUGCUGUUCCACGACACCAUCUACCACAACCUGGCGUACGGAGACCUGAGCCGGCCCAAGGAAGACGUGUACGAGGCUGCUAAAAUGGCCGACCUACACGACUCCAUCCUCAACUGGCCCAACGGAUACGACACGCAAGUAGGAGAGCGUGGUCUGAAACUCUCCGGAGGCGAGAAGCAGCGGGUGGCCAUCGCUCGCGCCAUCCUGAAGGACUCGCCGAUCCUCAUCUUUGAUGAGGCCACGUCAUCUCUGGACUCCAUCACAGAAGGGAACAUAAUGGACGCGCUGCGGCGGGCCACCAAGGGACGCACCUCCAUCUGCAUCGCUCACCGUCUCUCCACUGUGCUCGACGCCGACCAGAUCCUGGUGCUGGGCGAGGGCCGGGUCGUCGAGCGCGGGACGCAUGCCGAGCUGCUGCGCAACCCCGACGGUCUCUACACGCGCCUCUGGCAGUCGCAGUACUACAACGGCGAGGCAUGACAGCGCCACGGGCGGCUCUAGGAAAAUGUGGACUGGAGGCGCUGGAAUCGAGCUUCUCGGACAGAGCUGUGGCGGUGGACGGCAGAGUUGAGGUGAGGAGAAGCGGGGAGUGAUGUGUGCUGGCAGCGGUGGAGUCGGCUAUUGCUAGCAACGGGUGACGAGCUAGAAAUCAGGUGGCGAGAUAGCGUUAGUAUUAUGAUGAUUUGACGUCAGGUGGUUGUUAGGAAGUCAGGCGAAUAUGUGAUAUGGCCAGCCAAGCUCUGCUGAAGAGUUCAAGGCAAUAUAUGACUGUUAGGUGGACAGGUUACUGAAUUAUUUACGUCAGUCUGGCCAGUGGUGGCAGUGGUGCUUCCUUAUCCCUGUAUGCCGUUUUAUUGGAUGAUCUACUUUGUCUGUUAAUUUAACAGCAGUCUGUCUUAUGUCGUGGUCGUGUAUUAUCUAACAUUAUCUUAUCACAGUUCAAAAAUUUUGGCUUACCCUACCCUUCAGAGUCGUACCGUUAACAUAUAGAAGCAAAUUAAAAAUUGUGUAUUUUAUGCCGAUUUUGUGAUGAGCUUUUGCCACUUUCAUUCUCUUGAGGUCAGGAAGGGAAUGCGUGUCACCAGUCUGAUAAAUUAUGUGGCAUGUGCCACGAACUAAUCUAAUGGGCCCCGCUGAACAUAUCUACUGGACGAGACUGACAAGUAAUUCGGACGACAAUCAUUACCAGCAUCAAAAUGGUCGGGCCUGCAGUAAUUGUCCGGAGCACAGAACCCAUGUCUGAAAAAUACAUCUGAGCUAUUGCUGAGAUGCAUACGAGCUCAAUAUCCGUACCACAGCUAAGCAGUCAUCGCUAUUAUCUAUAGCUGUCAUUCGCCAUCGUUUCAGCUAAGUUUUAUCCAUAGCUGCAGUCACAUAUUGAACGUUAUUGAAACGCGGUAUGAACUUGAAGGGUUGACUCAAGUACCUAUUCUAAUGAGUGCAGGAUGUAGUUUUGUGGAGAAGGCACUGAAAUCAACGACCUCUGAGCUAAUUGGCAUUAAUCUCCGGCUAAUGUCCGAUCUUGCGUUGUCUCUUCACUCGGUUGAUAUGCCACUUGGUCUUCACAUUUCCUCGAAUGUGUGACUUUUGACCUUUGCUUAUCGAAACGAUUUCGGAACACCUCUCGAUCUUCUGUCGAAGAAGGGUGUAGCGACCUACCUGCCGCCCAGAUAUGCGUGAAUGUUCGUGGAAUUUAGUCAAACAUUGAGAACAAAGGUUUCAGCGUGCGAAGGCGUGUGUAGUGCGGACAUCCCUGGACACUGUGCAGUUCAGUGGCAGUGGAUUUCACUAAUUGUACAAAUAGAUGCGGGAUGUUGUUUGUCACAUUGAUGAUAAUAUAUUACCCGACUUUUAAA
Amphibalanus amphitrite is the source of this 3831-nucleotide messenger RNA. Its product is annotated as iron-sulfur clusters transporter ABCB7, mitochondrial-like. The transcript has 14 exons. Gene Ontology annotation, biological process: intracellular iron ion homeostasis; transmembrane transport. Gene Ontology annotation, cellular component: mitochondrial inner membrane. Gene Ontology annotation, molecular function: ATP binding; ABC-type transporter activity; ATP hydrolysis activity. The record is from RefSeq and is a predicted model, not a curated record. Lineage: Eukaryota; Metazoa; Arthropoda; Thecostraca; Balanomorpha; Balanidae. Bases 479 to 2455 code for a protein of 658 amino acids.